ACCAAGUCUUUCCACCUCUACUCCUCGCCUUCCUCCGCCACGUCACCUCCACUCUCCGGAAAAUUCGCCCGUCUCCGGCUCCAGUCCGUUUCCGCGCCCGCCGCCGCCUCCUCGCAUCAUCCGCAUCUCUUCGUCACAUUACACUCUGUUUCCCAGAAGCAACCAUCAGUAAAAACGCGGGAGAAUAUUGUUGCGGGAGCUUAUAUAUAUUCAGAGUUUCUGCGAUUCUGCUAAUCUGAUUCUCCGAUUACUUGAUUAUCUUGUGAUUAUGCAACACUAUGCAUCCGUUUUGCUGCGUUUCCACCAUUAACUGCAGCAACGGUGAUUCGUCGAUUUUGCCCAUGUCCCGGCCUCCUCCUCCGCUACCACCGUCUUCCGCAGGCGGAUCGUCCGAACCGUUUACGUUCUACGGAAGUCAAAAUUACAACAAGAAUCAAGCGCAUCGACACAAUUUGAAUUCUGACUAUCGGAUUUUGACCGAGUCUUCGUCCACGAGGGAGGCUCCGCAGCUUGUGUGCGCUGGAGUGGUGGAUAGCCAGCAGCAAGUGAAGAUCAACGACAUAGUGGGGAAUGGAAUUUCUGGAGUCCUGUACAAGUGGGUGAACUACGGCAAGGGGUGGAGGCCCAGGUGGUUUGUGUUGCAGGACGGAGUUUUGUCUUACUAUAAGAUCCACGGGCCUGAUAAGAUCGUCCUUACUCCCGAGACCGAGAAGGGCUCGAAAGUCAUUGGCCAGGAGUCAUUUCGUAGAAUAUCCCGAUCAAAGAGGCAUAACAAUGCUAAUGCUUCGCAGGCACGCAGACGUCCUGCGGGCGAAGUUCAUCUCAAGGUUUCAUCAAUAUGUGAGAGCAGAUCAGAUGACAAAAGGUUUUCAAUUUUCACUGGAACAAAGAGGCUGCACUUGAGGGCAGAGUCUAGAGAAGAUAGAAUAGCCUGGGUAGAAGCACUGCAAGCAGUAAAGGAUAUGUUCCCAAGACUUUCUAACAGUGAGUUAAUGGCUCCUUUAGAGAACAUUUCUGUUUCAACGGACAAGUUACGGAAGCGCCUGCAGGAAGCAUGUUUAAGUGAAGCUGCCAUCCAGGAUAGCGAGCAGAUUAUGAGAGAUGAAUUUGCAUCCCUGCAUAGUCGAAUGCUGCUUCUAAGACAGAAGCACCGGCUCCUCAUUGACACACUUCGCCAGUUAGAGACCGAAAAAGUUGACUUAGAGAAUACAGUGGUUGACGAGAGUCAAAGGCAAAUAGACAGUGUUGGUCUAUCUGGUAGAUUGAGGCAGGACAAAUACAGCGAGGCAAGUGUGAGUGACUCAGAAGAUGAUAAUGAAAGGGCUGAUGCUGCGGAGGAAGACACAGAUGAGGAAGAGAAUACAUUCUUUGAUACAAGGGAUUUUUUGUCAUCAAGUUCUUUUAAAAGCAAUGCUUCUGAUUUUCGACAAUCCUCAUUCUCUUCAGAAGAUGACAUCUAUGCUUAUGCAUCAGAUGAGAGUGUUGAUCCGGUUAUUAGAUCUGCAUCAUCAAAGUUCCCUUAUAUCAAGCGCCGAAAGAAAUUGCCAGAUCCUAUUGAGAAAGAAAAAGGAGUGAAGCUAUGGUCCAUGAUUAAAGACAAUAUUGGGAAGGACUUGACAAAAGUUUGCCUGCCUGUCUAUUUCAACGAACCACUGUCUUCACUUCAAAAGAGUUUUGAAGAUUUGGAAUAUUCAUAUCUUGUUGAUCGUGCUUUUGAAUGGGGCAAGCAAGGUAACAGUCUUAUGAGGAUUUUGAACGUAGCUGCAUUUGCUGUAUCUGCCUAUGCUUCUACACAAGGAAGAAUUUGCAAGCCAUUCAAUCCAUUAUUAGGAGAAACAUAUGAGGCUGAUUAUCCAGACAAAGGUGUCCGUUUUUUCUCAGAGAAGGUAAGCCAUCACCCCAUGAUUAUAGCAUGCCAUUGUGAGGGUACAGGGUGGAAAUUUUGGGGUGAUAGCAAUUUGAAAAGCAAAUUUUGGGGUCGCUCAAUACAGCUGGAUCCUGAAGGUGUUUUAACCCUAGAGUUUGAUGAUGGGGAAAUUUUCCAGUGGAACAAGGUAACAACAUCCAUAUAUAAUCUGAUACUGGGGAAACUAUAUUGUGAUCACUACGGAACUAUGCGUAUCCACGGAAAUCGUAACUACUCUUGUAAAUUGAAAUUCAAGGAGCAAUCUAUUGUAGAUCGUAAUCCCCACCAGGUACAUGGAAUUGUCCAAGAUAAGAGCGGGAAGACAGUUGCUACUUUAUUCGGUAAAUGGGAUGAGAGUAUGUUCUAUGAUAAUGGAGAUAGCUCUAAAGGAUAUUCGAAGGACUCUGUUUCAGAGGCUCAUUUGCUUUGGAAGCGGAGCAAGCCUCCUCAGUACCCGACCAGAUAUAAUCUAACACGCUUUGCCAUUACUAUGAAUGAGCUAACAAUGGGACUCAAGGAAAAGUUGCCACCAACAGACUCUCGGCUGAGGCCUGAUCAGAGAUGCUUGGAAAAUGGAGAGUAUGAGAAGGCAAACUUGGAAAAACAGCGACUGGAGCAGCAGCAACGGCAGGCCCGUAGAAUGCAAGAAAGCGGCUGGAUGCCACGAUGGUUUUCUAGGGAGAAUGAGAGCGGUACGUAUCGCUACAAUGGUGGUUACUGGGAAGCAAGGGAUCAAGGUCACUGGGAUUCUUGUCCAGAUAUCUUUGGUCAAAUUCCGUCUGACCAGACACUGGAUUGAUCAAGGUCAAGCCUUUCCAUUUUGCCUCUUUCUUUUCCCUCCAUUUUUUCCCUAAACGGGUAUAAACGGUCUCUUCUAGAUCUGCACAGAUUACAGGGAGUGAACUGUCAAAGAUAGUAAAUAAGGGGUUUUCUUUCACUUGUACAUUGCUAACUUCAACCCCCGUUGGGGCUUGUUCAUGCAUCUAUGCCCUUGUAACAGUGGGUAAAACUUGAGCGAAGUUGUAUUGUUUAGCAUUUUUGGGAAAGAUUUAGAUACAGAGAGAGGGCUUCUCUAGUCUUAUAAAUAUAAAAAUCCAUUUUUUCUCUAGCUA
This is a messenger RNA of Cuscuta epithymum, 3018 nucleotides long. NCBI's taxonomy places the organism in Eukaryota, Viridiplantae, Streptophyta, Magnoliopsida, Solanales, Convolvulaceae. The record is from the annotation of a GenBank genome assembly.